This is a messenger RNA of Lucilia sericata (common green bottle fly), 2230 nucleotides long. RefSeq lists its product as uncharacterized. Gene Ontology annotation, molecular function: zinc ion binding. NCBI's taxonomy places the organism in Eukaryota, Metazoa, Arthropoda, Insecta, Diptera, Calliphoridae. The transcript is spliced from 4 exons. Gene Ontology annotation, cellular component: nucleus. Bases 104 to 1903 code for a protein of 599 amino acids. The record is from RefSeq and is a predicted model, not a curated record.
UUUAAUUUAUCGCAAUAUAAACAAGAGAAGAAAAAAAACACCGCAUAGGAAAAUUAUAAUAAAUUAAAGAAAAAAUUAUACAUGCAAUUAACGUAUACACAAAAUGGAAACUAUUAGUCCUUAUGUUGAGGAUUUUCGAGAAAUCAAAAUCUGUCGUCUUUGCGGCAGUAAUAGUAACGAAAAUGUUGAUAUUUUUACCAGUAAGCCCAUCUCCUCGAGAAGUGAUGAUUUAUUAACGAAAAUUUUAACAGUCUAUCCAUUAGUGUUGUAUAAAAAUGAUCCAUUGCCCCAGCAUAUUUGUCCAAAAUGCAUUGGCAACGUCAGCACAACAUACCAAGACAUACAACAAGUGUUGAGGCAACAAAAUAAAUGGAUGAACUUAACAAAAGCUGUACAACCAGAACAUAAGUAUUUUCGUAUACUUGAUAUGGUAGAGAAUUCCUCUAAAACCACAAAAGAAUCCAUUAAAACAUCAUAUAAUAUUGACAUAAAUAACUUACCACUAACCAAAAUAAUAAUAAGUCCAUCGAAAGAAAUACCAAUUCCAAACGCAAUCAAUACAAGCAAUAAAAUAAACAUUAACGAAAAUGUUGUUAAAAAUAUACAAACUAAAUUGGAAUCGAAUGGUUUUACUAUAAAACGUAUAAAAGUUCCAACCACAACAACCGAAGUUAAACAAGACUUAAACACAACCGGAGUAUCAAUAGAUUUAACCGAAAACUCUGUAGAAACAGGUGCCAACAUUGUAACUUGUAAUUAUUGUAAACAGAAAUUUUCCAAUAUGAAAAUAUUAGCACAACAUCAAUUGAUACAUUUAAAAGUGAGUGUGAAUAAAGUUUUCCAAAAACAUUUGUUACCCAAGCAAUCAAGGCGUGGACGUCUAAUUACCAUCAACGAUAACAAAUGUAUACGUUGUCUUAAUUGUUGGCGUAUAUUUAAGGAUAACAAGGAUAUAUUGCAGCACUGGUCUGGAGGUGAAUGUGAAUUCUAUUGCUUGGUAUGCGGCAAAGAGUUUCCCCAUUCGCCGAAAAUGUUGAGAGAACAUGUAACCACAGUUCAUGAUAUAAGUUAUCGCAGUGUUGCACGUGGUUAUAUGGCUUGUCAAACGGCACCCAUUAAGCCUAUGGAAUUUCCAGUACCAACAUUUAAAUAUGCCAACAUGUAUCCAAUGACCACAAAACUAAAAAGUAGAACUUAUAAAAAGCCUCCACCAAAAUCAUGCACAAAAAAUGAUGACGGUACCAUUACUUGCAAAAUUUGCUACAAAGUAUUCGAUAAUUUUCGAUCCAGUAAUUCGCAUAUGCGCAAACAUAAACCACCCAUUCGUUAUGGCGAACCCAUUAUUACACAAGCUAUACCUAUGGAUAAUUAUAACACACGAGAUGAAUACAUGACUCAGCCUUCUACUAGUCAUUUUCGUUAUGUCAACUCUAAUCCAUCUUCUUCAGCAACUACAAAUGUCUUACAUAUGAAAUUUCCAAGGCCAGCUUAUCGUGUCAUUAUGAAAAAUGGUCCUCUACGUGGCAUCAAAACGAAGAUUGUACAAAAACGUCAUGAUUUUCUAACAAAUUAUCCACACAAUGACCCCCCAUCAACUCAGAGAUCUAUGACCUCAACAUCUGAUCCAAGUGAAGAUGAGAAUAUGAUUGUUCCCGAAGUAUUAAUGCCCGCCUUUAAGUCCGAACAUAUUACAGAUAAUUACAACCAUAAUAAGAAUCUUGAUGGUUUACAAUAUAAUGAUUAUACAAAUUCACGUUUGGGGCCAACCAUAAAAUCAGAACCUCUGGAUAAUUCGGAAUAUGCAGAGACACAAGAACCUCGCCAGUGUUUUAUAUGUAAUGAAAAUUUUUCCAACACUCGAGAAUAUGAAUUACAUGCAAUGUUUGUUCAUAAUAUAAAUUAAUUUUAAUUUAAGCUAUACAUAUCCAUUUGAGUUUGCGUGUUAAUCAUUUAAAAUGAUUAUUUAAAACAAAAAUCAUGUUAAUACAUACAUCUUAUUAUGUAAUUUAAAUUUUGUUUUUAUGCAAUUUCAUAAAUGUAUAAAACAAGAAGCUUGAGAUUUUCCUAUAUGUACAUGCAAUAGUAUUUAUAAUUGCAUUUAGUAUUAUUCAUUUUUUUACUGGCAUACAUAUUUACAUAAAAUUCAUCAUGGAAUACAUUUUAAUUAGAUUUUAAAUAUUAGUAAUAUUUUUUGUAAUUAAUAAUUGAAUAUUAAGUAUUUACUUUUUAC